AUGGGUUCCGUCGAGCAGUCCACUUUGCCCCCAGAUUUCGUUUGGGGGUUCGCAACCGCCGCAUAUCAAAUUGAAGGAGCUGUAAACGAAGAUGGUCGUGGUCCGUCGAUUUGGGAUACAUUUUGCAAGAUCCCCGGCAAAAUCGCCGGUGGCGGCUCUGGGGAUGUGGCUUGCGACUCGUACCAUCGAACACAUGAAGACAUUGCCCUGUUGAAGGAAUGCGGUGCUGGUGCUUAUCGAUUCUCUCUAUCCUGGUCCCGCAUCAUUCCCCUCGGCGGCCGCAAUGACCCCGUCAACAAGAAAGGCUUGCAAUUCUACACAAAAUUCGUCGACGAUUUGAUCGCAGCGGGAAUUACGCCCAUGAUCACGUUGUUCCACUGGGAUCUUCCCGAUGAACUCGAUAAGCGGUACGGCGGAAUGUUGAACAAAGAAGAAUUCGUUGCCGAUUUUGCGAACUAUGCGCGGAUAGUCUUUGAUGCAUUCGGUUCCAAGAUCAAACACUGGAUUACUUUCAAUGAGCCCUGGUGCAGCAGUGUUCUUGGAUACAACACUGGAUCUUUCGCUCCUGGCCACACAAGUGAUCGCACCAAGAGUUCGGUAGGUGAUGGCUCAACAGAGCCGUGGAUUGUGGGACAUAGUCUGCUCGUGGCUCAUGGAGCCGCAGUAAAGAUUUACCGCGAUGAAUUCAAAGCACGAGAUGGAGGUGAAAUUGGGAUCACGCUGAAUGGUGACUGGGCUGAGCCAUGGGAUCCGGAGAACCCAGCCGAUGUCGAAGCCUGUGAUCGAAAGAUUGAAUUCGCAAUCUCGUGGUUUGCAGACCCAAUUUACCAUGGAAAGUACCCAGACAGCAUGAUCAAGCAACUGGGCUCUCGCCUGCCGUCCUGGAAUGCAGAGGAUAUUGCCCUGGUACACGGUAGUAACGAUUUCUACGGUAUGAACCACUACUGUGCCAAUUUCAUCCGUGCUAAGACCGGAGAGCCGGAACUUGAUGACAUUGCGGGCAAUUUGGAGCUGCUACUCGAAGACAAGAACGGCGUCAGCGUUGGGCCUAUCACACAGUCACCUUGGCUACGACCCUCUGCGAUUGGAUUCCGGAAGCUGCUCAAAUGGCUCAGUGAGCGGUACGGAUAUCCCAAAAUCUAUGUCACGGAGAACGGGACUAGCGUGCUGGGCGAGAAUGACAUGCAGCUGGACGAGCUGCUCAAUGAUGAAUUCCGCGUACAGUAUUUCCGGGAUUAUAUCAGCGCCAUGGCUGAUGCUUUUACAUUGGACGGUGUCAAUGUGCGGGCUUAUAUGGCUUGGAGCCUUAUGGACAACUUUGAAUGGGCUGAAGGGUAUGAGACUCGGUUCGGUGUCACCUUUGUUGACUACGAAAAUGGCCAGAAGAGGAUUCCCAAAAAGAGCGCCAAGGAGAUUAGCCAGAUCUUCGAUCGGUUAAUUGAGAAAGCUUGA
Molecule: messenger RNA, 1452 nt
Organism: Penicillium brevicompactum
Lineage: Eukaryota; Fungi; Ascomycota; Eurotiomycetes; Eurotiales; Aspergillaceae
Product: glycoside hydrolase family 1 protein
Exons: 4
Coding region: 1-1452 (483 amino acids)
Biological process (GO): carbohydrate metabolic process
Molecular function (GO): beta-glucosidase activity
Source: RefSeq, a predicted model, not a curated record